Messenger RNA from Auxenochlorella protothecoides, 1026 nucleotides. Its product is annotated as 3-methyl-2-oxobutanoate hydroxymethyltransferase. Gene Ontology annotation, cellular component: mitochondrion. The transcript is spliced from 7 exons. NCBI's taxonomy places the organism in Eukaryota, Viridiplantae, Chlorophyta, Trebouxiophyceae, Chlorellales, Chlorellaceae. The coding region runs from base 1 to 1026 and encodes 341 amino acids. The record is from RefSeq and is a predicted model, not a curated record. Gene Ontology annotation, molecular function: magnesium ion binding; 3-methyl-2-oxobutanoate hydroxymethyltransferase activity. Gene Ontology annotation, biological process: pantothenate biosynthetic process.
AUGUCGGUCGCUCUACGUUGCGCGGGGUCCCGGGCCGCCGGCCUGAAGUCUGUCGCCAGGCCAACGAGUCCUGCAGGCCACACAGCCCCUGCCUUCAGGGCACCUGUCAUCACCUCCCAACCCACCGCCCGGGGCCUGGCCCGGCACUGGCGCUGCCACUCCAGCAAGCCGGCCGACACCGUCUACUCGGGCCCCGUGGCGCCCUCCCCCAGCCGCGUCACGCUGCGCACGCUGCGGCGCAUGCACGCCCGGGGCGAUCCCUUCACCAUGGUCACCGCCUACGACUACCCCUCAGCCGUGCACGUGGAGCUGUCCGGCAUCGAGAUGCUGCUGGUGGGCGACUCGGCGGCCAUGGUGGUGCACGGGCACGACACCACGCUGCCCAUCACGCUGGAGGAGAUGCUGACGCACUGCCGCGCGGUGUCGCGCGGCGCGCGCCGCCCCUUCAUCGUCGCCGACCUCCCCUUCGGCUCCUUCGAGGAGGGGCCGACGGCGGCUGUGCGCGCCGCGGUGCGCAUGCUCAAGGAGGGCGGCGCGGACGCCGUCAAGAUCGAGGGCGGCGCGCCCGCCAGGGUGGAGACCAUCCGCGCCGUGGUGGGCGCCGGCAUCGCGGUGAUCGGGCAUGUGGGCCUGACCCCGCAGUCGGUCUCGCUGCUGGGCGGGUUUCGGCCCGCGGGCCUCCACGCCGACGACGCCGCGCGCGUCGUCGCCGAGGCCAAGGCUUUGGAAGAGGCGGGGUGUGUGAUGGUGGUGGUGGAGUGCGUGCCGGAGCUGGUGGGCGCGGCCAUCACGCAGCAGCUCUCCAUCCCCACCAUCGGCAUCGGGGCGGGGGUGCACACCAGCGGGCAGGUGUUGGUCUACCACGACCUGUUGGGCAUGAUGCAGCACCCGCACCACGCCAAGGUCACCCCCAAGUUCUGCAAGCAGUAUGCGGCGGUGGGGGAGGUGAUCCAGGGCGCACUGUCGGCCUUCCAGGCGGAGCUCAUCGCCAGGCAUGGGCUGGCCACGGCGCAGAACGGGGCGUGA